AUGGUGGGGAGCGCCACCUUGGACACUUCCGUGCCUGCCCUGCAGGGGUCGCUCCAGGGCCCCGGAGCACAGCGCCCCCUGGAGAGGCUGUGCCCGGACCUGAAGCGCCGGCCUGAGGCGCCGGAGUGUCAGGUAAAGGGUUCCCCCUUCCCGCCUGUUCCCUCCACAGCCAAGGAAGGGGCGAGGCAGGGCCGCGGCCCUCGCUGCAGAAGGGGACCCUCCAGCCCUGCCUGGCUGCAGCUCUCGGGGCCGCGGGGAUCUGUGGGCCUCAGGGGUCUGGGGCACUCCAUUCUUGGGGAAGGAUUGCGCCAAUUAGAAAGAGAAGCCUAUGCGUUCAUACUGGAAUUUCUAGAAGAAGAACAUAUGUCUGAGUUCGCCAAGCUGAAGUUCCUGAGUGCUGUGGAAACUUUGAGUAGUGCUGUGCGUGCCCAGGCAGAUGGCAAUAUGGACCAUUACUAUCCCAAAGCCAUCCUGGCCAAGAAAAUUGAGAUACUAAUUCUUGAAGAAUCCACUGAGAUUUUGAUGGGCAACAUGCGUCAGCAAGCCAUGCUCUGCAUCGUGGCGCUGAGGUGCCUUUCCUGCCCUUACCCCUCAGAGCGCCUGGUCUCUGGUGCUGAGAACAUUUGGAAACUGGAUCUGGUAAAUGUGGGCGUCUCCAGCCUGUUCUCUCUGCCGCCCAUCAUGCCCAGCCUGUACCGAAGAGACAAUGCGAGUCUCUACCUCCAGACAGUCCAGGCCUUAGAUGACAUGUUGCAGGCUCUUGUGAUGGACGGUAUGAACCCCAACAUGCUCAUACUACAACACUUCCUGGAGCAGUCAGGGAUGUGGAAUCAAGAGAAGGAAGGGAGCAGCACUCCCACAGAAGGUGUUCACAAGGUCUCUUUACUCCUUUUCCAGAUCAUCUUACCUUGGUCAUCACUGUCAGACAAAGUGCACGAACAGAUGCGGGCCUUGGGCACUAUUUCCCGGCUGCUGAGGUUUAUUUGCAGUUUCCCGGAACUGUCACACAUGGAGGAAUUCUCAAUGAGUGGGAAACUGAUGAGCAUCUUCGGCCUCUUCUGCAUGGACUGCAACCACGAGAUCAGCAAAGAGGCAUCGGAGGCAUUGCAUUACCUGUUCAAAAUUCUUGUGCUUCAGAGAAGUGUGAAACAGAAGACAGAGACUAUCCUGAAGGAUUUGCAGAAGCAUUUCCAUGGAGCAUGGCUUGCCAGCCUGCAGGAUCUAACACUGUUCUUCAAGAAAUACCUGACCCCUGAGGAGAGAGCAGAUAUGAUCAUGGUGAGCAUGGAGGCCAUGACCAACACCAGCAGGCAUGACAUCUCUGCAGCUUCCAAGAUGUUAAAGAUGAUCCUGAAGUACACGAUUCCAGAGAUCGGGAAGGUGCCGGAAAUCAUCCAGUACAUUUACUACCACAUGAACAGCAUUACAGAAACCACAGCCCAAAAAACCAUUAAGAAUAUCCUGUAUUUGCUGUCCCAGUACUACACUGAUGAAGUUAUCCUGACACUAUUGAAAAUAGAAGAUCAGUCACAAAAGGGGGUUUGCAGGCCCUGGGAAAUCCUGGCAUCCUUCCCCAAAGGCUACGAAAUGAUCAUGGACUAUCUGCUCCAGAGGCUGACUCCACACCAGAGAUCAAAGGACCAGGAGCCCAGCCACAGAACAGAGAUCUCACCACUGAUUGCCACCAGAGCCAUCCAUGAGCUCCUGCUGGAACCCAGUCGGCGGAUGGAGGUGCAGUCCUUCUUCUCCUCCUUGUUCAUGGCCUUGCUGUUCCAGAUCUCCUUUUUGGUGGUUGAAGUGGACACUGAAAUAAGCCAGGAUCAGCAACACAUAGCUGAAUGUGUGGACCCUAUAAGUUCUACUGUGGAGGCCCUGAAGACCUUGAUGAGAAGUUCUGGGUAUGAGGACUAUGUGUCUUCUAUACAGAGACAUGGGGGCUGGUGGCUUCUUGUCAAUCCUGAAAGACACUAUGACGGAGUCACUGUGCUGGCCAGGUCCCUGGUCAUCAAUAACUGUUGGCACAACCGCCCCCUCUUCAGCUCCAUUAUCAGAUUCCUCCAGGACCCAGACUGCAAGAAUCACUUAACGGCCCUUGUGUUCCUGACAGAGCUGCUCCAGUGCCCAGAUGUGGCAGCCUUAGUGGAUGACUUCACCACCCGCAUUCUGGCAAACUGGUUCAAGAGUGAGGAGCCAGCCAUAGUGAAGCCAUUGCUGCAGAUGCUAGAGGUCUUUGCGAAGCAUGAAAACAUGGUCCCCUGGAGGUUGCUGUCAUCAUCAGGGAUGAGAAGGGCAGUGGCGAUGGAAACUUAUGGCAUGGUGGGAGGAGGGGGCUUCCUCUGUUUUCUCCCCUUUUCUCAUGAUGGACGCAAGGUGAGGCGGCUCCGAAUCCUCCAGCCUUAUGUGCUGAACUGCUGCUACUCCUCGAACAGCGACAUAGUACUGGAGACUUUGCUGGUGCUGAAGAAUCUCCUGAGCCACCUCACCUGGCGGCACUCCUCCUCCUUCCUGAUCCAGCUCACCUUCACGCUGGUGCCCUUCUUUGAGGAGGUGUCAGAGCAUCUGCGGUUGGCAGCCUUUGAGAUCUAUGAGAGUCUCUUGGCCAAGGUCAAGAAGAGAGGCCUUGUCUUCCCCUUGAAGCACCAGAUCCUCAACUUGCUAGUCCCCCUGGUGCUCCACCUGAGGGACGUAAAUACCGACGUGGCUCUGGUGAGAGGCCAGGCCUUGGAGCCUGGUCUUCAGUCCCCGUUUUCAUGGGAGAUCUGCCGGUCUGCCCUCUGCCACACAGCUGCCAUGCUGGGCUGGUCAAAGCUGAAAGCAGUAUUUGCAGAGAAAGAUGUGUGGAACAUUCUUGGAGCCCUGCUGGAGCAGGAGACAAACAAAGCCCUCUGGUUCCUGAAGCAGUGUGUGACUCUCUUCAAGAGCCCACAGGUUCCCAUCCGCUGGGCAGCUGUGUGGUUUGCAGGCCAGAUUAUCCAAACCCUAGACUUGGAAGAGAUUGAUGAAAUUGAGGAGGCGUACACAGCCCUAAGGCACAUGCAGAGAGACUCUGACCCCAUGGUCAGCUGCCUCACCACACAGACUUUCUAUAUCCUGGAAGCCAAGAAGAAGCUGCUACUGGCCAAGGCCCCGACCUCCUGCUUCUGCAGGAGGAGGCCCCAAAGGCACUACUUCUGAGCCUGCAUCCUUGAGUCUCAGAUGUAGGCCUGACCAUCAGACCCUGUGACAAUGGGGCCAGAUUCCUGGGUCCUGCGCUAGAAAUGGAGGUAUAUCCCUGCAGAAUCUUUGUAAUAAAAGGAAAAAGCAUGC
This is a messenger RNA of Cercocebus atys (sooty mangabey), 3306 nucleotides long. Its product is annotated as maestro heat-like repeat-containing protein family member 7. NCBI's taxonomy places the organism in Eukaryota, Metazoa, Chordata, Mammalia, Primates, Cercopithecidae. The record is from RefSeq and is a predicted model, not a curated record. Gene Ontology annotation, cellular component: cytoplasm. The transcript has 23 exons. The coding region runs from base 1 to 3174 and encodes 1057 amino acids.